ACGUCUUGUGAUAUGUGCAGUAUAUUAUUCUCAACUUUGUAAAAAUCUGUCCAAGAGUGCGUGAUUAGGGCGAAAUUGGUCACAUUACAGAUCAUAAGAUUAUACUUAAUACCACACAUUCCAAAACAUACUAGAACUUACGUAACUGAAGAAAAAUCAAUGUAUUGAUCCAACACCGUGUCGAGAAACCGGAGUCUAAUGCACUUUGGUGUAUGCAAUGCGAAUUAAAUAAGCAUGGCACAAUAAACCCGGAAGAUGCAGAUUUCAUAGAACUCUCAAACUCAGCGUUCGCAUACUAAAUCCUUCAAAAGUAAGACAAUAAAUUUACCUCCAUUUUAAAAUGCUCCAUUUUAGAGAGUAGUAAGAGGCAAAGCAUAAAUAAAAUAAAACGCUAUGUUAAUCAAGAUCAAGAAAAGAAUGACGGUGCAGUACCACCUGGAAAGCAGGUUUGGUCGGUCCAUCAAACACCUGCUUUUACGUUGGAAGGGGUCAAUAUUCAAAUUAGUUUGGCCCGAUUUGUGCAUCUUUCUCUUACUCUAUUUCUCAAUUUCCUGCUUGUACCGAUUCGGCCUUACUCGCGACCAACAGAAACGGUUUGAAAAAAUUUCAAUUUACUGUGAAAAAUAUGGGACGCUGAUUCCUGUGUCGUUCGUUCUGGGGUUUUACGUGUCACUAGUCAUAGGGCGAUGGUGGGCGCAGUAUAAAAUAAUUCCGUGGAUUGAUACGCUAGCCAUGUGGAUAAAUACGUCGAUUAAAGGGACGGAAGACGAGGAGAGGUUGUUGAGGAGGACGAUUUGCAGAUACGCGUGCUUAUCCAUUACUCAGUGCUACACUUUGAUCAGUAAUCAGUGCAAGAGAAGAUUUCCUACCCUUGACCACUUAAUCGCAGCCGGACUGCUACUCCCGGAUGAAAAGGUGGCGUAUGAAAAUAUCGUCGCCGGCAUUCCAAAGUAUCAAACGCAUUGGAUCCCACUCGUUUGGGCGACGACACUCGUGGCGCAAGCACGAUUCGAGGGCAAAAUAAAUUCUGACACUUGGACGAAAACGAUACUUGACGAAAUCAACAAAAUCAAGGAUGCUUGCAACCUCCUCUUGUGCUUUGACCGGAUUCGCGUCCCUCUCGUGUACACGCAAGUCGUCACCCUCGCGGUGUACUCGUACUUUCUCUCCUGCCUCAUGGGCCGACAGUGGGUGCACUACAGACCUGCAGAACAGCCCGAACAAAUCGACGGAAAACCUCCAACCAAACAACAUGGAAAGUUUGGCGUAGAAGAGCUCGACCUAGUCGUUCCUGUCUUUACAAUUCUUCAAUUCCUUUUUUACAUUGGAUGGCUAAAAGUCGCCGAAAGCUUAGUAAAUCCCUUUGGGGAUGACGACUACGAUUUUGAACUAAAUUGGAUGGUGGAUCGCCAUUUACAGGUGUCAUACACCAUCGUGGACAAGAUGCACUAUAAAACGCCGACCAUGCAGAAGGAUCUUUAUUGGGGAGAGAUGGUUCCACCCGAAAUGCCGCACACCGUGGCCUCCAUUAAGGGAAACAAUGAUCCUCCCGUCACCUCCACGGCGGCGGUCGUGGUUCCGCACAAGGAGAGGGAACUAGUGACGCCAAACUUAAUCACGAUGGCGACCAUAGCCAAGGCAGAUAUCAAGUUCCGCAAAAGAACGCUCAUGGCGGAGAGGAAGAAGCAACGUAUCCUCGCCGAACAAGAACGUCAACGCCAACUGCAAGAACAAGGACAAGAAGGUGACGUGGCGACAAUAGACAUGCCCGAAGACGAAGAAGAUGACGAUGACGAUGAUGAUGAUGACGAAGAAGAAGAGAAACAAAACGAUGGCGAGAAUGUCGUCCAGGUGUAUAAAGAGGAGAAUGGGAUUAAAUUAGUUGCCUCAAAUGCGGUAUAAAUAAAUAAGACACAAUUUAGUAUUAAUUUAUCACUAUAAUUCAAAAUGGUUCAUAACCUUAAACCUCAUAUUUGUACCUGCGAGGCACUUAUACUAGCUCAAGUAGAAUGGCUUAAAGUAUACUUAAGAAGACACCUUAGGACCUUAGAUACAAAGACAAUGACGAUUGAUGGGUUUGUGAUUUUCUAUAACGUGAUAUUACUUAAAUGUGAACGCCUGUAUUUAUCAGAAUUGCAUGCAAAAAAGGAAUUAAUCUGUAUGCCUAAAUAUAUUGGACCAUUUUUAUUAA
This is a messenger RNA of Folsomia candida, 2191 nucleotides long. Its product is annotated as bestrophin-1. The record is from RefSeq and is a predicted model, not a curated record. Bases 394 to 1902 code for a protein of 502 amino acids. Lineage: Eukaryota; Metazoa; Arthropoda; Collembola; Entomobryomorpha; Isotomidae. The transcript has 5 exons. Gene Ontology annotation, molecular function: chloride channel activity.